This is a messenger RNA of Linum trigynum, 201 nucleotides long. Lineage: Eukaryota; Viridiplantae; Streptophyta; Magnoliopsida; Malpighiales; Linaceae. The record is from the annotation of a GenBank genome assembly.
AUGAGCGGUGGUGAGCGCGGCGGAGACGAAGCCCUAACAGAUGACGAUGAUGAUGAAGCUUCUUCGCUGAAACUUAUGCGGGUGCAGCAGGAGAGGAGCGCUUUCCUUCCACCCAGCAAAACUUUGCUUCGUUUCAGCGGAGUGACAGUCGAUUCUUUUGCUAACAAGUCCUUUUGCUCAGGAAGGCGGAAAUCAGGGUGA